AGUGAAUAUCUUUUUAUAACUUAAAAUAUGUGAAUUUGUUCUUGAAAAUUUCAUUAUUUUGCUCUCAUUUAUAUUUGUAGAUGAUAAUUUGAAAAGAAGUAAUUUUUGAGCACCACCACCUUGGAGUCCCAACAAGUUAUAUGAGCACCCUACCUCUUUGUCAGCUUGCGUACUAUGUCUCUCUCUUUCUGCAGUGAAGAACACAAAUAAAAACAACAAAUCGACUACCUGUCGGGCACCAAUAACCAGCUGCUCGCACAUCAAGGAAACACAACUGAAAUUAAAAUAUGCUGAAACAAAAAAAGAUUAUUUUUUAAAAUGAAAAUAGAGAAAAUACUAUUCUCUAUUGGCCCACGUUUUGAUCAUACACCAUGUCUCCCAAUUCAGUUUUAAAGAGAGAGACACUUGUCGAUUCUAACAUGCCUUAAACUUAGCGAAGAAGAAGGGAUCGACACGCUUGCUCUCUCUCUCUCUCUACUGUUCAAAAAGAUUUCAAUUUCCCUAGAGAGUUCUUGUAUAAUGGGAUCUUACUUGAACUUCAAGAACUUUAAUGAUACGCCACAGACAGAGAGCAAUGCCGAGAAGUCCAUGGAAAGUGGUAAUUUUCCUUUAGCUAGACAAUCUUCCAUGUACUCCUUGACAUUUGAGGAGCUCCAGAGUACCCGUGGUCUUGGAAAAGAUCUUGGAUCAAUGAAUUUAGAGGACCUCUUGAAGAAUAUUUCGACAGCUGAAGACUCUCAAGCCUUAGUAUCUUCUGCUGGUGUUGGAGAGGGGAGUAUGGCUGCGGGAAAUUUUCAAAGACAAGGUUCUUUAACACUGCCACGGACACUUAGUCAGAGGACUGUGGAUGAAGUAUGGAGAGAUUUCCAGAAUGAGACAACAGUUAGUUCCAAUCUUGGACAGAAACAAUCUAAUUUGGGUGAAAUAACGUUGGAGGAGUUUUUGUUCAGAGCAGGAGUGGUGAGAGAAGAUAAGCAACCAACUGGAACCUCAAACAACGUUGGAUUCAACGGUGGUUUAGGACAACUGAGUACCAGCAACAAUGCACUGAACAUCGCUUUUCAGCAACCAACUCGAAGCCCCGGACUUUUGAGUAAUCAAUUUGCUGAGAGUAACAUAUUGAAUGUGGUUAGUGCCAAAUCUUCCCAAAAACAGCAUCAGCAGCGACAACCUCUUAUUCCCAAGCAAACGAAUGUUGCCUUUGCAUCUCCUAUGCAAUUAGGGAACAAUUGCCAAUUGGCUAGCCCAGGGGCAAGGGCUCCUGUUGUCAGCACGUUCAGUCGUUCUGUAAAUACUACUAUUGUUAAAGGCGGUGCUAUGCAGGAUGGAGUUACAGGCAUGGCAGGAUUGCGUAGUGGAGUUACGCUAACACCAGCAAAAGGAGGACCCCCUGGAAAUCAACUGUCAUCCGACAUGAUUUCUAUGGACAAUAUGGAUAGGUCAUCUCUUUCCCCUUCACCUUAUGCAGUUAAUGAAGGUGGGAGAGGGAGGAGAUCAUGCAGCUCUUUGGAAAAAGUUGUGGAAAGAAGGCGUAAGAGGAUGAUUAAGAACAGAGAGUCCGCAGCAAGAUCAAGGGCUCGGAAGCAGGCCUAUACUUUAGAGUUGGAAGCUGAAGUGGCGAAGCUUAAAGAAAUUAACAAAGAGUUGCAGGAAAAGCAGGCUGAAUUUAUCCACAUGCGGAAAAAUCAGCAAGAAGGGAUACCCGAUUCCUCUUCUCCUAGAAGGGAAAAUCACAAAAAGAAGACUAAUGACAAAUCCAAUCACCAAUGGAACAGUAUUGAUGACCUUUCUUGGAACAACAAAAUGAUAACACUGCAGCACAUCAGUAUGUGAUGCUGCAAAUGUAAGGAAAGCAAUCAAAGAAAGUGAUGCAUGGAAGAUAUCAGACCAUCUAAGUCUAUAAUCUCUUGGCACACAGGGCUUAAUCCUCCUUCCAUUAAAAGUACAAAUGCCAUUGAAAGUUGCCACCCCAUAAUGCAGUCUCCCUGUAGCUGAUUUGAAGCUGUCCGUGAAGGAGAAAAACACGCAAGAAGCAGCCGAUAGGAUCAAGAAAAUCCCUGUCAUCCAUUGCUCAAACUUGUUGCAUUGGCCAUCAUUGGUUAGUAUGGGUGCAAAUAUGGUGAAAGCAAGGAUUGUGGCGGUGGGUAAGAGGACGUUGAGACGAGCAGUGCCACUUAAGAUUGUGUUUAUGAUGUAUAUGAAGUUGGAAUCAUCCUCUUCUUGAUUAUCAUAAUCUAGGAGAUAGAAAUCACUAUCAUCAGGUUCCUCAAUAUCAGAUAAAUGCUGGUACAUGAAAUUAUUGUCCAUCUUGAAUUAGUGGGAUUGUUGAAUUCUGAAGAUAGUCUCAAACAUUAUAUCAAAAGCUGCUAACUCAAAAUAAAAUGGUCUUGAAACAGCUUCCUUGCUGAGGUCUAUGGUCUAGGGAGGAAGUCAUUCCAUUUCUUGUCAGGUUACUUCCUUUAGAUCAAAUUCUAGGAAAGGUAUCAUUAUUUGGUUAAGUCUUCUUUUGUUGUAAGGUGGAUGGUGGCAUGGGGGAAGAGGGAAUCCUUUUUUUUGCUUCUGUGUGCUUUUUUCUUUUCCAAAAAGAACCUCUAAAACAGUUGGUAAAAACUUAGCCGCACGGGUAUUUGUCUUACAUUAUUUUUAGUCUCUUUGAAAAAUAAUAUCUUUUUAUUUUUUGGUAA
This is a messenger RNA of Solanum dulcamara, 2684 nucleotides long. Its product is annotated as ABSCISIC ACID-INSENSITIVE 5-like protein 7. Gene Ontology annotation, biological process: positive regulation of DNA-templated transcription. The transcript has 5 exons. The record is from RefSeq and is a predicted model, not a curated record. Bases 520 to 1833 code for a protein of 437 amino acids. Gene Ontology annotation, molecular function: DNA-binding transcription factor activity. Gene Ontology annotation, cellular component: nucleus. Lineage: Eukaryota; Viridiplantae; Streptophyta; Magnoliopsida; Solanales; Solanaceae.